This is a messenger RNA of Cydia fagiglandana, 660 nucleotides long. RefSeq lists its product as uncharacterized. The coding region runs from base 194 to 649 and encodes 151 amino acids. The record is from RefSeq and is a predicted model, not a curated record. Lineage: Eukaryota; Metazoa; Arthropoda; Insecta; Lepidoptera; Tortricidae. The transcript has 4 exons.
CUGCUCAAUACAUUUUUUUAGGAAUAUAAUUUCACAGUGCAGCAUUUUUAGCACAUAGUAGAGGUUCAUCAAUGAAAGCUGAUUAGAAAUGCUUUGUUUUUUAUUAUCUUUUGCCCUUAUACCCAUUAUAUCCUAUUCCAAGAUGCAUUAGAGACAAACGGACGUAAGAAGAAAAACAUUUGUGUAGCAGAAAAUGAUACAGGCUUUUAUUACCACCAUGUCCAUAUGGAGUUGGACUCAGGCGCAUGUGUUAAACGAAAGAGACCAUUGCUCACUGGCACAGUCGUGUAUGCACGACGGCGCCGAGGCUCGCGGCGUCGACGGCGACGGCCGCACCGUGCGGCUCUUCCUCGACGCCUGCGACCUGCAUGAGUACAACUGCGACCAUGGCACAAAUUUCCAAUUAAUAACUGUAACAAGCCCGUGUACAAAAGAUGAUGUUACGGAUAAUACGGAAACUGUUAAUGAAAAUGGAGAAAUUGUACGCUUGCAGGAUUCAGAUCAGACUCCAGACGCGGAUGAUGAUAAUUCCGUGCAAUUGCAACCCGAUGAUAAUAAUGCGGAUGAAGAGGGUCUACAGGAUAUUCAAAAACUAGACUUAAAAGACUCGUAUUACGAAAAAAAAAUUAAAAUCAAGAACGAUGGUUAAAACUGAGCGUU